AGUGAAAUUUUAAAAUAUAAUUUUCGAUAUUGUAACUUUCGGUAUAAAAGCAACUUCUGGGGUUGGAAAAAUUAUCAGUUUCUGAAACUAACUACUUCAACUCACUUACUAAAUCAACAUGAAGUUCCUCGCUUGCUUUUUAGUGCUGUCGAUCUUCCUCUUCCUUGGACAAACUCAGGCACAAUGCCCGAAUGCGCCAAGAUACUACGGCUGCUCGGGUGGUUAUCAUAGCGGUCAUGGUGGAUCCGGUUGCUACGGUGGCACCAGAUGGUAUUACAAUUAUGGAGCUGAUGCGUGCUACAGUUUCUACUAUAACGGCUGUGGCGGUAACUCGAACCGUUAUUGUUCGCUAGCAGCCUGUCAAAAUAACUGUGAAUAAUAGUCAAGUGUAAUCAAAUGCAAUGGACCGGUUUUUGAGCAAUAAAAUA
Messenger RNA from Bactrocera dorsalis (oriental fruit fly), 428 nucleotides. Its product is annotated as boophilin-G2-like. The transcript has 2 exons. Bases 119 to 379 code for a protein of 86 amino acids. The record is from RefSeq and is a predicted model, not a curated record. Lineage: Eukaryota; Metazoa; Arthropoda; Insecta; Diptera; Tephritidae. Gene Ontology annotation, molecular function: serine-type endopeptidase inhibitor activity.